AUGCGGGAAAAUGCGGUUACCUGUAGAGAGCACCAGAGAAAUAAAUGACUGAGUGGUAUGAACGCAAAUCUCUCUCUUGAAUAUUCGGCAAAAACCGUAGGCGAAAAAGACCAAAACGUAAGGGAGGGGUGGAGCAAGGCGUGCAAAAGCAAUGGGCGUUGAAAGAUUUGAAAGCGGUUUCGCUCCAAAUAUAAAUUCCAUUGACGCUUGGGUUCUCAGAAUCGCCUGUCUUCCUGACAUCUCCACUUAGCUCUCUUCUUUCCUUUCUGAAACAUAGAAUUUUUCCCUCUUCUGGGCUAUGGCUGGAAUGAAAUUCGUUUUCGGGCUUCUAACCUUCGUCACUGUCGGAAUGAUAGUAGGUGCUUUGUUUCAAUUAGCAUUUAUACGACGAUUGGAAGAGUCAUCUGGUAUUCCUCAUUGGGUUGAUGACAAAGAGGCAGUUGUUUUACAUCUUGGUAUUGUCAAACCUGAAGUACUUAGCUGGUCACCACGAAUAAUACUCUUCCGUAAUUUUUUGAGUAUGGAGGAAUGUGAUUAUCUCAGAGCAAUUGCCCGUCCUCGCCUUAAAAUUUCCAAUGUGGUGGACAGAAAAACCGGGAAGGGAGUUAAAAGUGGCGUGAGAACAAGUUCUGGUAUGUUUUUGAGUCCAGAAGAACGAAAAUAUCCAAUUAUACAGGCAAUUGAGAGACGUAUUUCUAUUUACUCACAAAUACCUGAAGAGAACGGAGAGCACAUCCAAGUUUUAAGGUAUGAAAAGAAUCAGUUUUACCAGCCACAUUAUGAUUUUUUUUCAGACCCCUUUAACGUGCAGCGUGGAGGUCAACGAAUUGCAACCAUGCUCAUGUAUUUGACUGAUGAUGUCGAGGGAGGGGAAACAUACUUUCCUCUGGCUGGAUCUGGGGAAUGUACCUGUGGGGAAAAGACAGUGACAGGGUUGUGUGUAAAACCAAUCAAAGGAAAUGCAGUGCUGUUCUGGAACACGGGGCUAGAUGGAGAGGGAGAUCUGUAUAGCCAACAUGGAGGAUGCGAAGUAGUGGGAGGAGAGAAGUGGUCAGCUACAGUUUGGAUGAGGCAGGGAUCAGUCACAUUUUAAUUCGAAAUAUCCUCUCUUCCUACCUGUCCUCACAGCAAUCAUAAAAUAUAUAUCUAGGUCUAAUUUCAAAUAGGCUCCUCUGAUGUGUACAUGCAACAAUAAUGAGUAAUGCAAUAGUGUUUCAUUUUUA
This is a messenger RNA of Macadamia integrifolia, 1223 nucleotides long. RefSeq names its product prolyl 4-hydroxylase 1-like. NCBI's taxonomy places the organism in Eukaryota, Viridiplantae, Streptophyta, Magnoliopsida, Proteales, Proteaceae. Gene Ontology annotation, molecular function: L-ascorbic acid binding; procollagen-proline 4-dioxygenase activity; iron ion binding. The transcript is spliced from 11 exons. Gene Ontology annotation, biological process: peptidyl-proline hydroxylation to 4-hydroxy-L-proline. Gene Ontology annotation, cellular component: endoplasmic reticulum. The record is from RefSeq and is a predicted model, not a curated record. Bases 299 to 1093 code for a protein of 264 amino acids.